Messenger RNA from Hansenula anomala, 1674 nucleotides. It is a transcript of the gene HEM1, whose product is annotated as 5-aminolevulinate synthase. Gene Ontology annotation, molecular function: 5-aminolevulinate synthase activity; pyridoxal phosphate binding. The record is from RefSeq and is a predicted model, not a curated record. NCBI's taxonomy places the organism in Eukaryota, Fungi, Ascomycota, Saccharomycetes, Phaffomycetales, Wickerhamomycetaceae. Gene Ontology annotation, biological process: heme biosynthetic process. Bases 1 to 1674 code for a protein of 557 amino acids. The transcript has a single exon. Gene Ontology annotation, cellular component: mitochondrion.
AUGGAAGCUCUUACUCGUCAAUCAGUCAAGCUUUGUCCUUUUGUUAAGCACCAUGCCAACAAGGCAGCCAUCCAACAUAUUAAUGGCUCAUCUUUAGCUAAUAAGGCUUCAAUGUGUCCAGUCAUGGGUCCUGCCUUAACUGAACAAAAACGUUCAUACACUACUCCUUCUAAACCAGCUAGAGCCCAAGCUACUGCUGCUCAUGAAGUUGAAGAUUUUGAAAUGGUUGAUCAUUCAGCUACUCAAGAAAAGAGUUUUGAUUAUAACGGAUUAUUUGAAAAUGAAAUUGCAAGAAAGAGAUCUGAUAAUUCUUAUAGAUUUUUCAACAAUAUCAACAGAUUAGCCAAAGAAUUCCCAAAAGCUCAUAGAGCCACCGAGGAGGAUAAAGUCACUGUUUGGUGUUCAAAUGAUUAUUUAGCAAUGUCUAAAAAUCAACAAGUUAUUGAUGUUAUGGGUAAAACUUUACAAAAAUAUGGUGCAGGUGCUGGUGGUACUAGAAAUAUUGCAGGUCAUAAUAAACAUGCAAUUAAUUUAGAAAGUGAAUUGGCUGCAUUACAUAAAAAAGAGGCAGCUUUAGUGUUUUCAUCAUGUUAUGUUGCAAAUGAUGCAGUUUUAUCUUUAUUGGGUCAAAAAAUGAAAGAUUUAGUCAUAUUUUCUGAUGAAUUAAAUCAUGCCUCCAUGAUUGUUGGUAUUAAACAUUCUAAUGCUAAAAAAGAGAUUUGGAAACAUAAUGAUUUAAAAGAUUUAGAAGCUAAAUUGGCUAAAUAUCCAAAAUCAACUCCAAAAUUAAUUGCAUUUGAAUCUGUUUAUUCAAUGUGUGGUUCAGUUGCACCAAUUGAUAAAAUUUGUGAUUUAGCUGAUAAAUAUGGUGCUUUAACAUUCUUGGAUGAAGUCCAUGCUGUUGGUCUUUAUGGUCCACAUGGUGCUGGUGUUGCAGAACAUUUUGAUUUCGAAGCUCAUCGUAAAUCAGGUAUUGCAUCACCAAAUUUUAAAACCACUAUGGAUCGUAUUGAUAUUAUCACUGCCACUUUAGGUAAGUCAUUCGGUACCGUGGGUGGUUAUGUUGCCGGUAGUUCAAACAUUAUUGAUUGGUUAAGAUCUUAUUCUCCAGGUUUUAUCUUUACAACUUCAUUACCUCCUGCAGUUUUAGCAGGUGCAGCUGAAGCUAUUCGUUACGUUAGACAUUAUAUUAAAGAUCGUCAAUUACAACAAGUCAACACUACAUAUGUUAAAGAUCAAUUGAAAGCGAUUGGUGUUCCAGUUAUGCCAAAUCCUUCACAUGUUGUCCCUGUUGUUAUUGGUGAUGCUGCAAGAGCUAAACAAGCUUCAGAUUUAUUAAUGGAUAAACACAAGAUCUAUGUUCAAGCUAUUAAUUUCCCAACUGUUGCAAGAGGUGAAGAAAGAUUAAGAAUCACUCCAACUCCUGGACAUCAUCAAGAUUUAGCUGAUAUUUUAGUUGAUGCUAUUGAAGAUGUUUAUAAAACUUUGGAAUUACCAAGAAUUGAAGAUUUAGCUAAUCAAGGUGGGUUAUUAGGUGUUGGUGAUCCAAAUCAUGUCGUUGAAUCUAAUUUAUGGACUGAACAACAAUUGAAAUAUACUGAAAAGGAUUUGAAUGAAAAUGUUUUCAAUCCUGUUAUUGAUCAAUUGGAAGUUAGUUCUGGUAUUAAAAUCUAG